AAACCUGCUGAAAGCAGCUGUAUCAACUUUUCCUGUGUUUUUAUACAGUAUUUUUGUUUAAUUAUGUUCAUUUACCGUGGUUAAAUAGUUAAUAACAAAAUGUCGAGCCGUCGUUCGUUGCUCGGAUCGGCUUUAGAUUCGUUGCCGGCUCCAACUGACCCAUUACGUGAAUUGUUUGAAGCUUGCAAAACAGGAGACGCAAAUCGAGUGAAAAAGUUGGUAAAUCCUCAAACUGUAAACGCAAGAGAUACUGCAGGACGCAAAUCUACUCCUCUUCACUUUGCCGCAGGUUAUGGCCGCCGUGAAGUGGUUGAGAUCCUUAUAGCGGGUGGUGCAGCACUUCAAGCUCGCGAUGAAGGUGGCUUGCAGCCAUUACACAAUGCAUGUUCCUUUGGUCAUGCUGAUGUGGUCAGGGCUUUACUGUCUGCAGGAGCUCCACCGGCAGCCAGGGACAAUUGGGGCUACACACCCUUACAUGAGGCUGCUGCUAAAGGGAAGGUUGAUGUCUGUAUAGCAUUGCUUCAACAUGGAGCUGAUCCCAACAUACGAAACACAGAAGGAAAGACACCACUCGACCUAUCAGAUUCUGUGGCGAGGCCUGUGCUCACAGGUGAAUACUGCGCCUCAGACGUGUUGGAAGCAGCCAGGUCAGGCGCUGAUGACCGUCUGGCGUCACUAUUGACCCCACUAAACGUGAACGUACAUGCCAGUGAUGGAAGGAGGUCCACUGCUUUGCAUUUGGCAGCCGGCUACAACAGGGCAAGGGCGGUGAGGCUGCUUCUCCAGAGAGGGGCAGAUGUUCACGCCAAGGAUAAAGGCGGUCUCGUGCCCCUUCACAACGCCUGUUCGUAUGGGCACUAUGAAGUGACGGAACUGUUGGUGCGAGCUGGUGCUGAUGUCAACGCGACUGAUCUCUGGGCAUUUACACCGUUGCAUGAGGCAGCCAGCAAGGCGAGGUUGGAGGUCUGCUCGCUACUUCUCAGCGAAGGUGCAGACCCUACAUUACUGAACUGUCAUGGAAAAUCAGCUCUUGAUGUUGCACCAACGAGAGAACUCCGAGAUAGACUUGCCUUUGAAUAUCGGGGCUACUGUUUAUUGGAAGCGUGCCGGUUAGCUGAACCAACAAGAGUGAAGAAACAUCUGUCAAUAACGAACUCACAGGACGUCCAAUCGAUGAGCGGUCAAUCGAUAGCGGGUUCGAUUCCAAAUGAAAGAAUAACUGAAUUGGUUAACUUUCAACACCUUAGUACAGGCGAUCGACCCCUUCACUGUGUGGCUGGUAGUGUUUAUCCGAAGCGAAAGCAGGUUAUAGAGACCCUUUUACGCAAAGGCGCGCGUGUCAAUGAGAAGAACAAUGCGGGACAAAGUGCCUUGCACAUAGCCACCGAACAUUCGCAUUUGGACGCCAUGGAUCUAUUGUUACGACAUGGUGCGAAGGUUAAUGCUUGCGAUGGUCGCGGAGAGAGUGCUUUGUCGUUGGCGGCGCGAAGAGAUUCGGCUGCCGCUUGUCGUUUACUGUUAGCAUGUGGGGCGGAUACCCUGGACUCGCAACAUACACAGCAUGAUGCAUGCUCAAACGCGGCCGCUCUUCGGCUUCUAGAAGCAGCUAGAACGGGUGACGUAGAAACUGCUAGAACUAUAUUGGAUUCUCGGCCGCGAUUGGUGAAUUGUCGUGAUGUUGAUGGCAGGCAUUCAACACCAUUGCAUUUUGCUGCUGGAUACAACAGACUGCCACUAGCACAGCUUCUUCUGCAGAGAGGUGCCGAUGUUCACGCUAAGGAUAAAGGCGGUCUAGUGCCUCUUCACAACGCCUGCUCGUACGGCCAUUUUGAAGUGACAGAACUGUUGGUGUCAGCUGGGGCUGGAGUCAACGCUGCUGACCUGUGGCGUUUCACACCCUUGCACGAGGCUUCGGCUAAGGGCAAGGCGGAUAUCGUCAGGCUGCUUUUGAAGCAUGGAGCUGACCCGACGCGUAGGAAUCGCGAUGGUUUAACACCACUCCAGUUGGUGCGAGCUGGUGAUAGUGAUACGGCUGAUGCAUUGAGGGGUGAUGCGGCGUUACUGGACGCGGCUAAGAGGGGAGACCUCGCUAGAGCUAGAAAACUAAUAACUGCACAAAACGUCAAUUGUCGUGACGCGCAUGGAAGGAAUUCUACACCUCUUCAUCUCGCAGCCGGCUACAACAACCUGGAAGUAGCAGAAGCCCUACUAGAAGCGGGGGCAGCUGUAUCAGCCAGGGACAAAGGAGGCCUAGUGCCCCUUCACAAUGCAGCGUCGUACGGGCAUUUAGAAGUCGCAGCGUUGUUACUUCGAGCCGGAACGCCCCCCAAUGCUGCCGAUCGGUGGGGCUUUACCCCCCUUCAUGAAGCUGCUCAUAAAGCCAGGACCCAAUUGUGCUCUUUGUUGCUCGCUCAUGGGGCGGAUCCCUUCCUGAAGAACCAAGAGGGUCAAACGGCCCUGGAACUGGCGGGGGCAGAUGACGUACGGUCUCUUCUGUCAGACGCAAUGACGGGAGCGGCUGGCGGUUCUCCCGAAUCUGAGGCCGUUUCCGUCCCCACUGCCUCGCUCUUACCCCCACCACAACUGCCGGUGCUCUUGCCCAGUGGGGAUACAGUGCCACUUCCGCUUCCGGUAAUGGCAAGCAAUUACUGGUCUGAGGGGUCAAGAGGAAGCUUGGAAGACGCAGCCGGUAGACCUGCAUCAGCCCUCUCCACUUCUGAAUCGCUUCAAACGUUUCUUACUAGCAUCGGCUUGGAGCAGCUGGCGACGGUGUUGGAAAGGGAACAGAUAACUGUGGACAUCCUCUCGGAGAUGUCUCAUGAAGAUCUCCGGGCGAUAGGCGUGGCUGCGUAUGGGCACAGGCACAGAUUGAUGAAGGCCGCCAGGCACAGCCUGCAAUCGCACUCCGAAUGGUACGGCGGUACAACUCUGGUAGAUGUUGCAUGUAGCGCCGGGGAAUGUGGUGAUAGUGAAUAUGUGAUAAUAGAGAGAGAGAUGCAGGCGUCGGUGCGAGCUCAUCGUGAUCACGCCGGUGGACACUUCACCAGAUACAACGUGGUCAGGAUACAAAAAAUUGUUAACGGCCGUCUAUGGGAGCGUUAUGCGCGUAGACGCAGCGAGGUGACUGAAGAGGCGGGAGGCGCGAGUGAACGAAUGCUGUUCCACGGGUCACCAUUCAUCAAUGCUAUCGUUCAGAAGGGAUUCGAUGAAAGACACGCUUAUAUUGGGGGAAUGUUUGGCGCUGGAAUAUACUUUGCCGAACAUUCGUCGAAGAGUAAUCAAUAUGUUUAUGGCUUUGGCGGUGGGUCCGGAUGUCCGGCCCACAAGGACCGGAGCUGCUACCUAUGUCAUCGACAAAUGCUCCUAUGUCGAGUAACAUUGGGGCGGGGCUUUCAGCUUGCCACAGCGAUGAAGAUGGCUCAUGCCCCUCCGGGGCAUCAUAGCGUUGCCGGCCGUCCUACCACCGGGGGUCUGUGCUACCCAGAGUACGUUGUUUAUAGAGGAGAACAGGCGUACCCCGAAUACCUUAUAACGUAUCAAAUAGUCUGCGAAGAGGAGCCACAAGGUGACGUGUAGUUGACAGCUUGACGUAAAAUGUCAGUAUUGUAGCUAAUGACAUGUGUCAGUUCCUUUAAUAUUGCCAGUGAAGAGCCGAUUAGCAUAAUUUGGUAGCGAAUUGUUCGUUAUGUAUUACGUAAAAGUAUUACGAACUAUAGAAAGUUGACAGAAAUGUCAAAUGUCAUUUAAAUCCUAAGCGUUGUACAAUUCUGUAAAUGUGACUUAUGAAAUUGUCAAAUUUUACUAAUAAAUUACAACUAAAAUUUCAGUCAAACUUUUAUUUGAAUAUUGAGAGAUGUCUUGCUUUUAUGUCUAUCCAAUGUCAGUAUUCUAAUAAAUUAAUGUCAAUGUCAAAUGAAAAAAAAAGUUUUUUUAUUAUGUAUUUUAAAACAAUUUUCAUUUAAAACCUAUCUUUUGUAAAAUUAUUAAACUUUUUCAUUUGAAUAUUGGAAGAUGUCUUCCAUUAGGGUUUAUUAAAUGUCAGUAUUCUAAUAAACCAAUAAAAGCAUAAAUAAUACAUGUCAAUUUAUAAAGGCUAAUGCCAUAUGUCAUUAGCCUUUAAUUCUACUAAUGACAUUCAAAUGCAGGAAAUUGUGUCGUUUUGUAUAAGGAAAGGAUCUCUGUAUUAUUAACACUGCUAGUAAAAAAACAAUCCAGUACGUCCAUCUAAUAAAUUUGACGUUUCAUGUCAACAUAAUGACAUAUGUCAGAAUGUGUUGUGUAAUAUUUGGGACUUAAUUUUAAUCCUUGGUCUAGCUCUAAGGUGUUUGAUUCGAAUCCCGCUGAUUUCUAUUUCAUAGUUUACGAAAUCCACCUAAUAGUUUCACAAUUUUGUGAAUAUAGUCUUUACAAAAAUGUUAAAACGAACACAGAACUGUGUCUGAAGCGAGUGUUGGAACGUGUAAAUAUUAUAAGCCAAUUAAAAGGUUGUUAUACUGUUCAUUAAAUAUAGGAAUCGUGUUCAAUUGAAUCUACAUUUGUAGAUUUUAUCGUAUCUAAGAUGUUUUUGUUCGAUAUCUUAUAUAUAGGGUGUAUUAAUAGUCCAAGCCAAAAUGUCGAUAGUUUUGAUUUACGCCUUGCGUUUCGUGAUUAAGAUAUUUCAUUAAAGAUAAAAUACUUUUUAAUGAAACAGUGGGCACCCACUGACAGGCUCGCAAAUGCGUUGCCGGCUUAAGACUCUUGAUCCUAAGUUCAAAAACACUUCAGAGGAUCUUAACGGCUUUGUCUACAGAAAUCUGAGGCUUAAGGUUGUAUCUCUGCACCAUGUUUUUAAAAUUCUUACAGUCUGGCUUGGACUAUGACGGCCUUUUAAAAAAUAGCCAAGUUUAUAUACAAUAAUGAUUUUUAUCUUUUACCAACUAUUUGCUAAAAAAUCUAUAGUUUUUGUUCACCAACACUGAUGAGUUACAGCCUUAUUAGUACAGGCUGUGAAUGACAAAUGAUUUAAAAAAUGCAGUUUUUUAUUAGUAGUAUUUUAUCGAAGUUUUGCGUUAUUUGCACCCUAUAUAUAUACCCAGCAGUAUAUACCCAGUAUAGAGUAUAUACUGUGUUUUAAAUUUACUUACGCCCUGUUUAAAUACGAGUCGUUGUUGCAACGGUCGUUUUAUUGUAGCUGCCUCGUGCGUUUAUCAUCUAAUAAAAAAUACAGACGACCUAUCAAAUAUAUAAAAAUCCAUAAAUAUCGGUUGAACCGUUCUGGAGGUGUGCUAUCACAAACACUAUCCUAUUUUACUGUUUCCUACGACUUGUGGCUUUUUGAUAUUAAACCACAUUUUAUGUUCGCAACAGAUAAUUUAAAAAAAUAAAAUCUUAAAUUGUAUUUUACGCGUACGUAUACGUCGCACGUAUACGUAGUACGUUCGUACGUAUGGUCGUUUAUUUUAGCUUUAGAGAGUGAUGAUGAUUAUUUUUGUUCGUUUAUGACCUGGCUUUAUAAUCUCUCUCUUUCAGCAACGAAGCAUCUAGAACGGACUAUCUAUUUCCAUCGGUUUCUGUCCGCACGAGUAUGCAUUUCAAGCGUUAAUCUCUUAGUAUGUCUUUUAAUGUGAAAUAGAAUAAUUUUGUCCUACAAUUUAGACUAAGCAGGCAUUCUAAGCUAUUGCUUAUUCAAUUUUAAGCUAUUGAGAAUGUUAUUUAUAAUACCGUAUAAUCGGGUGAAAUAAGUGUGGCGUAGAAUGUUUGAAUAGGUUUUUGAUAUUGUAUAUAUGUCGGAAUAGUUGUAAUAAAGUGAAUUUAUA
Molecule: messenger RNA, 5795 nt
Organism: Pieris rapae (cabbage white)
Lineage: Eukaryota; Metazoa; Arthropoda; Insecta; Lepidoptera; Pieridae
Gene: Tnks
Product: poly [ADP-ribose] polymerase tankyrase
Exons: 24
Coding region: 100-3576 (1158 amino acids)
Molecular function (GO): protein binding; NAD+ poly-ADP-ribosyltransferase activity
Source: RefSeq, a predicted model, not a curated record